Rhodofomes roseus is the source of this 1599-nucleotide messenger RNA. RefSeq lists its product as uncharacterized. Gene Ontology annotation, biological process: regulation of peptide transport. Gene Ontology annotation, cellular component: membrane. The record is from RefSeq and is a predicted model, not a curated record. The transcript has 8 exons. The coding region runs from base 117 to 1379 and encodes 420 amino acids. Lineage: Eukaryota; Fungi; Basidiomycota; Agaricomycetes; Polyporales; Fomitopsidaceae.
CGCGUACCGCCUUCAAUGGUGCCACGGCGCCGCCUCUCUCGCACUGUCCACUGCUGCUCCCAGCUGCCGGCCUGGUAUGUUGCAUUCCUGAGCUCUACCCUACCAUAAUACGUGCAAUGGAUACCACAUCUCCACCGGCGUACCGCGAACGAUCCAGGGGGAAAUCACGCUCGCGUACCAGGCCCGAGGGCAAGACAGACUAUGUCAUUGGCAUAUGUCUCCUGCUUGUGGUAGUCGUAUUGUGGACAGGGAGCAAUUUCCUGACCCAGGAUCUCUUCGAGGACGGCUAUGAGAAGCCUUUCCUCGUCACAUACCUCAACACGAGUGCUUUCUCAGUGUAUCUCCUCCCCUACCUGAUAAGGCGGACGAUGGAGCGAUUCCGCCGAGACAACGUGAGAGGGAACACUAGGUCCCAGAGUGAUUACGAGCCCCUCGCGACAGAGGCAGACGCGGCAGAGAUUCUUGCAUCCACAGAAUCGAGCCCGGUCUCUUCAGCCGUUGAUCGACUGAAUACGAGGGAGACAGCCCAGCUAGCUGCCCUGUUCUGUCCGCUAUGGUUCAUAGCGAACUGGUCGGUGAAUGCGUCAUUGGACUAUACCAGCGUAGCAAGCGCAACGAUCCUUUCGAGCAUGAGCGGCUUCUUCACAUUGGGCCUCGGCCGCCUGUUUCGGGUGGAGACGCUUACGCUGGUUAAGCUGGGUGCAGUCGUGACAAGCUUCGGGGGAGUAGUACUCGUCUCGCUAUCCGACUCUCAACAGUCAACCCCUCCGCCCACAUCACCAUCGGUCGAGCCUCCACCUACAACGGAGAAUCCCAUCACAACGUUCGCAUCCGCCCAUAUAUUCGGGGACUUACUCGCAUUGCUCUCUGCCCUCUUCUAUGCCCUCUAUGUCAUCCUCUUGAAGGUGCGCAUCAAAGAGGAGUCACGCAUCGACAUGCAACUGUUCUUUGGUUUUGUCGGUCUGUUCAAUAUCCUGGCAUGCUGGCCCAUCGGUAUCGUCCUCCACCUCAUCGGCGUCGAACGACUUGAACUGCCAUAUACUAACAAGGCCAUAUUGGCUCUCCUCAUCAAUAUGGCCAUUACGCUAUCGAGCGACUUCAUCUACGUCCUGGCAAUGCUGAAGACAACGCCGCUCGUCGUCACGGUCGGCCUCAGUCUGACGAUGCCCCUUGCCGUCAUCGGAGACUUCUUCCUCUCCAAGCCCGCCAAGGCCCAAGUCAUUGUAGGAGCGGUGGUCGUGUUGUGUAGUUUCGUCAUGGUCGGACUUGAGGAUUCUCGAAAUGAUCGGGAACAGGAUAUGCUCAGCGGCGCGCCCUUAGACAGCGAGUCGUCAGAAGGGGCUGUUAGACUAGAGGAGGAACGCAGUUCGAGUGCUUGAGCUCCCUGUCACCUAUUUUCUUGUUGUUGGUUUAUUAGUAGAUGUGAGUGUAAUAUACAGGACCUUCGGAACUUGCAUGCGUUGCAUCUGUUUCGCAUCGAAGGUGUAUUGUCUGUUGCUGUUUGCACACCCUGAGUCAGGGUAUGGGUGCUCUCAUUGACCAGGGGAAUCGUAGCAGCAAUCGGACAUAAAUUUUCCUUUCCAUUGCGACUCAUUCGCU